CUGCAUGAAGCUUUGUGUGACUUUUCUUCAGCUCCAUUCAAGGACAGACACAGAGACAGAGUGCAUUAUUCACACCCCUCAACUACUUGUUUGUCAUCCUCUCCUUUCCAACCACAUAUUUGAAGAGCAGAAAGAAAAGGGUGGUAAUUUAAAACUAGAUUAUUACUUGUUGGGGUAAAAAGUACUACUUGUUCAUAGAUGAAUCCAACUGCAAACCUCUACUAAAUCGAAUAUAUCUCAAAUUCUGCUACCUAGCUUGCUUGCCCCACUGAGUCACUGCUGGAUGGCACAUUCAUUCUAAUGGUGAAAAGAGAUGUUUUUUGAAGUAUAAUCUCCUGGAUAAUUCGAUGCUGCAUUUCAAGUCUUGAGAGUGGAGUUUGUUUUGCCUAUCAUUGUUUUCAUUGUCUACCAAUCAAGACUUCCAAGAUUGGCUCACAACUUGCCUGCUGCUAAUUGGUGAAGCUAUAUACAAUUUCGUAUUAACCAUGUUGAAGCAAUCACCCAGUAGAAACCAGAGGGUAAAAGGCUUCAAGGUAAAGCAUGCUGUUCAGAUAUCUUUGUUGCUUGCUAUUUGCAUCUGGCUGGUUUACCAACUCAAUCACUCCCAUGGUAAAAAAGCACUUGAAGUCAGCUCUGCAGAGAAGAUAUCAGGGGAGGUGCAAAAUGAGCAUGGAGUACUAGAACUUGGGAGACGGGGCCUCCGUCCUCAUGUGGAAGAAACUUCGAUGGAUGUUGGAAGGCAUAGGGAAAAAGAGGAAGAAUCAGAAGAAGAGGCAGAUGAGACUAAAGCUGAAGAAAGUGAGGAGGAAGGAAGAGGCGGUGAAGAUGAAGUUGACGGGCAUGAUCAAGAGAAAUCCGAGGAAGAAUCUGAGGGGGUAGAGGAUUUGAUUGAUGAAGAUGAUACGGAGAGAGAAGAAGAAAGUGAAGAACAAGAGAGUGAAGAGCAAGGAAAUGAUUUGGAGGAUCAAGUUCAAAAUAGAGAUACAAGGUAUAGCCAAGAUGCAAGAGAGGAGCAAUACAAGGGUGAUGAUGCAUCCAGUGCUGUGAAGCAGAACAUCCGCACUAUAAGCAACCAAAUCGAAAUUGGAAGCUUGAGAAGAGUGAAGGAAGAAGAGGUAGACACUGCAGAAAAUAUUGAUUUAGAGAAAGAUAAUAAAGCCACUGGUGAAACAAAAGGUAAUCAGUUUGGUUCAGUCAAGAUAGAUGGUCAAACAGAUGCUGGUUCAUCAACCACUACAAGUGAAAAACCAAAAAGGAGCACUGGUUCUCUUUAUGGAACAGAGAUGCUACUUAAGUUAUAUUAUGAUUCAAUCUAACUUCUAGCCAAAGGCACUCAUACUUGGAGAAUUUUUAGAGGCAGCUAUAUAUAUGAAUCCCCUAGGCCAGUUAUAUGCAAUAUUCAGGUUCCACCACUCCUAAUUUAGAUGCAGCCAACCUAGAAAUAGUAUCUACUGAAAAUAUUUUACCAGAAGCAAUUGGAAAGCACUGGUAAUGGUAACGACAAUGCAGUUGCUAAUCGGAAAUCUAAUGCGUAUGUUAGGUUGGAGAGUGCACAAGGAAGAUGAUGAAACUGUUCGGAUUCUUCAUUCUACAAGAAGAUGGAUAUGAUCAGCCAAUCUUGGGAGACUCAAGAAUGGCAUGCCCAAAAUAAACUAGGUUGAAGAUGCCAGCUGAGUGAUUGUUACUGGUAAACUGCUGAGUUUCACCUUGGAUAUUCACUUUUUAUAGCAUAAAUGAGGGUAAGGUAGAUGAACAUUAAUUGUAUACAUGUUUUUCCACUAAGCUUGGAUGACUAUAUAUAUUUUCUUGGUCUGAAGUUCUUAUGAUAUAAAGCCAUGCAUAUGGCAUUAAAAUAAGCAAUUUUUUUUUUAU
Rosa chinensis is the source of this 1872-nucleotide messenger RNA. RefSeq names its product neurofilament medium polypeptide. The record is from RefSeq and is a predicted model, not a curated record. Bases 486 to 1316 code for a protein of 276 amino acids. NCBI's taxonomy places the organism in Eukaryota, Viridiplantae, Streptophyta, Magnoliopsida, Rosales, Rosaceae. The transcript has 3 exons.